CUCCGCGGCGUCGCGCUGUCCGCGCCCGCCGUCGAGCCGGACCCGGAGAUGGCGACGCCGCUCCUCGUCUUCCUCGCGCGGAAGCUCAGCAACGCGCUGCCGAAGCUCCAGCUCGACCCCCUGCCCUCCAAGUACCUCUCGCGGGACGCGACGGUCAUCGAGCAGUACCUCAACGACCCCCUCGUCUACACCGGCGGCGUCCGCGCGCGCUUCGGCGCGGAGAUGCUCGACGCGAUGGCGGCCUGCUUCGACCUCGCGAAGCGCGAGUGCCGCGGCGUGCCGCUCCUCCUCCUCCACGGCACGGGCGACCGGGUCAUCGACCCGGGCGGCUCGACGCGCCUCUGCGACGCCUGGGCCGGGCCGACGCAGCUCGAGCUCCUGCCCGGCGAGUUCCACGAGAUCUUCAACGAGCCGGGCCGCGAGCGCGCCUACGGCCUCCUCGUCGACUGGCUCGGCGCGACGCUCCUCGCGUGA
This is a messenger RNA of Aureococcus anophagefferens, 474 nucleotides long. RefSeq lists its product as hypothetical. The annotation marks the transcript as partial. The transcript has a single exon. Gene Ontology annotation, cellular component: membrane. The record is from RefSeq and is a predicted model, not a curated record. Gene Ontology annotation, molecular function: lipase activity. NCBI's taxonomy places the organism in Eukaryota, Pelagophyceae, Pelagomonadales, Pelagomonadaceae.